This is a messenger RNA of Cryptotermes secundus, 657 nucleotides long. RefSeq lists its product as uncharacterized. The record is from RefSeq and is a predicted model, not a curated record. Bases 1 to 657 code for a protein of 218 amino acids. The transcript has a single exon. NCBI's taxonomy places the organism in Eukaryota, Metazoa, Arthropoda, Insecta, Blattodea, Kalotermitidae.
AUGGAAACCGAAAGUGAAGAGCACCUUCCCUUCCUCGACAUAGAUAUUUACAGAAGACCCGACGGCUCUCUAGGCCAUAGAGAGUACCGUAAACCCACACACACCAACCUAUAUCUCGAUGCCAGGUCCCAUCAUCACCCUUCCAGUAAACAGGCAGCUCUUUCCACACUGGUACACAGGGCCAGAGCUCUGUGCGAUCAAGACAGCCUGCGUGGGGAGUUGGAGUUCCUGAAGGACAUCUUCAGAAGGAAUGGUUAUAACGACCGGCAGAUCCACAGGGCCCUCAACCGCCGUCCCAACCACAAUCAACAUGAUGACCGCAGAGACACUGCCUUUGUCGGGACUAUAUUCAACAGGAUUAGCAGAAUGCUGUCCCGACACAACAUCAAAUCAGUUGGCCUGCCUCCUAAGAAGAAAUCUAAUUUCCUCCGGCCUGUCAAGGAGCACCUGGGACUCAGGACACCGGGAAUUUACAGUAUCCCCUGCGAGUGCGGCAAGGUCUACAUUGGGCAAACGGGCCAUUCUGUGGGCACCAGGCUGAAAGAACAUCAACGGCAUUUACGCCUGGAACAUCCGGACAAGUCAGCCGUAGCUGAACACAGCAUCGAGCUAGACCAUCGUAUCCAGUUUCAAAAAAAACGCCAUACUCGCCUGUAA